CGUAGGCAAUUAUGAUAUUUAAUUUGUUGAUCAGCUGAUGGAUAUAAAAGAGGGAAUUUUUAGUUUAUCAAGGGCCUUGUAAAGCAGAAGGGUCCAGUUCUUGGAGUAUUUAGGGCAGAACCAGAAAACGUGAGCGGUUUUCAGAUUGGCUGAAGGAACCCAACCUCAAAACACGUGGGUUGUGUUGGUUGUCUGUUUUAAAACAACGCGAACGGUGAACGUAAAUCUGUGAUAAUGAUUAUUAACACCGGCUUUUAAGGCGGGAUUCUGUAUUGAUUGAAUCGAUUAAAACAAUAAAAAGUUAUGGCGAGAAAGAAAGAUGUUAAUACCAACGAGCGUUUACAAAAUCAGGAUCGUGCUUUGAUUUACUUGCAAGGAAAACAUUGGAGCUAUGACAGAUGGUCUGGAGUGUUUUCAUACGAUGUACCAGGAUUGAAUUUAAAUAAAAGUCCGUGGAUUGAAGAAUGGAAUGUAGAAAAUGCGAGAAAUCUGUAUCAGCCAUUUCCGUGGAAUUGUGAUUAUCCGAAGCCACUUUUACCUCCAGUAAGAUUGCCAAGGGGUGUUCUCUGUAAAGGUGAUCCAGGUCUGGAUAUUCUCCUGAAGAAGAGCUACAUCGCUGAGGAUGUGGAGCGAAUGACACAAUAUUUUACGCAUAAAUUAAAAAAUUUUGAUUUGACCGUGGAAAAUAUAAAGUCUAAGACCGAGGGAUUUAUAACUACAACAGCUCUACCGAAAUUCGUGGCAGAUCUAUCAGAAUUAAUGGACAUGGAUCCGGACCCUGAGUUCACUGGAAAAUAUAACUACUAUUUCAAUGGGGGCUCUUUAGGCAACUUUAGGAUGAACGGCGAAAAUGUUCUGGUGUUUCCGUACAUGGAGGAAUUGGUAGUUGCACCUCUGAUUUAUCGUGAGAAUUCAAUAUGGAAACCGAAUUUGAAGAGGGCAGCAAAAUGUGAGCUCAAGGAUCAGGUGUUCGAGUUGAAACAAACGGCUUUCGACUGUGGAUAUCAGCUGAUGACGAGGUCGAAACACUCUUGUGAAUUCUUCUCAGUCGUUGACAAAGGCAACAAGUUGAGGGUGAUGAGUAAACAAAAGUGUUCAUCAUCAGUUCCAAUUAUAUCUGCAGAUACUAAUCCCUUCAAUCCGCAAGAUUUUUGCACUGUUAAUAUCAUGCGGAAAAUAGCUCUGCGGGAUGUAGAAACAGGGGUACAAAGGCUAAAGGCUGAAUUACCAAAAUCCACGAUGGAGGAUAGGUGGAGAAGUAUAAAAUUUCAACAAUGGAAGCCUCAUAUUAUUACUCUCGCUGAUAGAUGUUGUAUCCAUUACUUAGAUGUGAGGCGAUCGAUGAAUACGCCUGUACUCACAAUAUAUCCAAAGCCCUAUAUAAACGAUCAUGAGUGGGUAUCCCUCGAAAUAUCGAGUAACAAUGAAGCCUGUCAUUACGUAGGUACUUCCCAGAGUUUGUUAAUGCUUGAUAGCAGACGGGGUGAUGUUGUUCGACAAAAAUGGAGCCAUCAGCUUCAAAGUGCACCUGUAACAGGGAACUUGCUCUCGCACGAAGGCAGAGAGAUCAUCACGUUAGCAAGUCAAAUUUCUGGCGAUGUUAAAAUAAUACUCAACACCUGGGAAGAUUCGGACGAGCCUCACAGCUUCCAUUUACCCUACGCCCCGGCAAGUAUCCUGGAUACUUUGAGAGAGUCCCAUCUUUUAGGAAAAUGUUUGAAUCCACUGAUGAGGACGAGACUGAAACUCUCCACUGCUGGCUCUCAACUUAUUCAGGACGAGUCACAAAAUAUUUACCUUUUUACACAAAAUUCCAUUGGUGAUAUUUUCUAUCAAGGCCUCAAUUACGAGGAGGUGUUGGAUAAGAAUUCUUAUGUCAAUACCAAUGCCUAUUAUGCGUUGGAAGUUUGGGAGAAAAGGAUGUUGGAGCAGAAUUUUGUAGCACCUGUGGUUAUUUCUGAUCAAUCGAAUAUGGGAAAGGUAUUUGAGGCAUUUACUAAUAAAGAUUUGAAGUACCAGGAGCCCGUGAGGAAGGUAUGGAGGGAUAGAGAAAAGUCAUCUUCCGGGAAAUGGCGAGAAGAGGCGCAGAAGAGAAAGAAGAAAAAAAAGAGUGAGGAAGAGAAAGAACCACCGCCUCGUUGGAAACACUCGAUAAAGCGAUUGAGUCAGUACACUGAUCGACUUGCGCCUGCGUUGCUAGAGGUUUGGGAAGUGACUGGACAUAAAGACCAAGUACCACAAACAAGUGCGAAUGAGAAAGUAUUUACUUGGCUCCAAAACUCGGAAGACAAAUCUCCAGAAAUUUCACUGAGCCAAGGAACUUUAAGGGAUCAGGAUGAUGACUGUGUACUGACUCCAGUGUUCAGUCAAGAGCUCAUUAGUGUUUCACAGCAACAAGAGCCUUCAAAUCAUUUUGAAAAUCCUGAAGUACAGGCUGAGACGUUAGAGUUCGAUGAGGAUUUACUUAUAGAUGACGAUUAUGGAACUUUGAAUAGGCCGAAACAGACAGCGAAUGUCACAAAACAAAAAGAGAACAAGAGGAAAAACAAUUUUACUGUAGGAUUUUAAUAUCUGUAUUAUUUGCUACGACUUGAUAUUAGUAUUUUCAUUGAGUUCGUGAGAGAAGUUCGGUACAUUUUUCGCUUCAGUAAAUUAAUACCCAUGAGAAAUUUACAUUAAUUGAAAUUGUGUAAAUAAAAAAGGAAACAUCCUCAAUCCUCAAUUGAUUUUUAAUAAAAAUUUUCAGGU
This is a messenger RNA of Fopius arisanus, 2748 nucleotides long. It is a transcript of the gene TAF1C-like, whose product is annotated as TATA box-binding protein-associated factor RNA polymerase I subunit C-like. Bases 304 to 2568 code for a protein of 754 amino acids. Gene Ontology annotation, molecular function: protein binding. The transcript has a single exon. The record is from RefSeq and is a predicted model, not a curated record. NCBI's taxonomy places the organism in Eukaryota, Metazoa, Arthropoda, Insecta, Hymenoptera, Braconidae.